Molecule: messenger RNA, 1245 nt
Organism: Williopsis jadinii
Lineage: Eukaryota; Fungi; Ascomycota; Saccharomycetes; Phaffomycetales; Wickerhamomycetaceae
Gene: HRR25
Product: serine/threonine protein kinase HRR25
Exons: 2
Coding region: 1-1245 (414 amino acids)
Biological process (GO): endocytosis; signal transduction; peptidyl-serine phosphorylation
Cellular component (GO): cytoplasm; nucleus
Molecular function (GO): protein serine/threonine kinase activity; ATP binding
Source: RefSeq, a predicted model, not a curated record
AUGGACCUCAGGGUUGGAAGAAAGUUCCGUAUCGGGCGAAAGAUUGGAAGCGGGUCCUUUGGUGACAUCUAUCUGGGAACAAACAUCGUAUCCGGCGAACACGUUGCGAUCAAGUUGGAGAGCGUUAAUGCAAGACACCCUCAGUUGGAGUAUGAGGCGAGGGUUUACAAGGCGUUGAGUGGUGGUGUCGGUAUCCCGUUUGUAAGAUGGUAUGGACGUGAGUGCGAUUAUAACGCCAUGGUUAUGGACCUUUUGGGCCCCUCUUUGGAAGAUUUGUUCAACUACUGUAACAGAAAAUUCUCAUACAAGACGGUCCUACUCCUCGCUGACCAACUGUUGUGCCGCAUGGAGUACCUCCAUGCAAGAUGCUUCAUACACAGAGAUGUCAAACCGGAUAACUUUUUAAUGGGGAUUGGCAAAAGAGGUUCUCAGGUUAACGUUAUCGAUUUUGGUUUGGCUAAGAAGUUUAGAGAUCCAAGAACACAUCUCCAUAUCCCUUAUAGGGAGAAUAAGAACUUGACAGGUACUGCGAGAUAUGCAAGUAUAAACACACAUCUGGGUAUCGAACAAUCAAGAAGGGAUGACUUGGAGAGUUUGGGCUAUGUGUUAAUAUAUUUCUGUAGGGGCUCUCUACCAUGGCAAGGCUUGAAAGCUGCGACAAAGAGACAGAAGUACGACCGUAUCAUGGAGAAGAAAAUGUCAACACCUGCUGAUCUGUUGGGAAGAGGGUUACCUGUGGAGUUUGUCCAUUACUUGAAUUACACAAGAUCACUCAGAUUUGAAGAUAAGCCAGACUACACGUACUUGCGCAGACUCUUUAGGGAUCUCUUUGUCAGAGAAGGUUACAAGUAUGACUACGUAUUUGACUGGGCAGUUCAGAAGAAGCAACAACAGAUGUUGGCUCCAAAGGAUGCCGAGGAUGAGCAGAACAAAAAGGACCAAUCUCAACAAAAACCACAGCAACAACAACAACCAGUAUCACAGCAGCAUCAACAAUUACAACAACAAGCACAACCACAGCAGCAGCAACAACAACAACAACAACAACAACAACAACAACAAUACAUUGCAGAGCAUGACCAACUCUUUACACAACAAGGCCAACAAUUAGCACAACAACCGGACCCACAAAGUUCACUGGCAAGUAGACAGAAGGAUCCUCCGGAAGACGAGAUCUAUCAGGAUACCUCGAAGAAGGAGCCAUUACCUCAACCACAAGUUAAUCAUAACCAGCAAUGGCUAUGA